AUGAAGAUCGCAUCCUCACUCGCUGCCAUCAGUCUGGCCUCCAACGCAUUCGCUGCCUAUGUUGGCUCUACCUUUUGGACGACCAUGACCCCAUCCCAAACCCUGGAUGGUGCUAUGACUAGCUACUCUGCCACCUUCGGUAUUGCUGUUGAGCCCCUAGAGACCAGUUCGUCCGUGACCGCGUCUCUCAACGUUGAGAAAAGACACGUUGCUUCCCAAAUUGAUGAUGGCCAGAUUCAAGCUACCACAGGCACCGAGGAAGAAACCUCCAAAUCGACUGCCGCAGCUGUUGUCACGCAAAUCACGGACGGCCAAAUCCAAGCCACCACUGCCACCACCACCUCUUCUUCCUCGAGUUCCAAGAGCACCGCCGCCGAGGUUGUCACUCAAAUUGGUGACGGUCAAAUCCAGGCUACCACCUCCACUUCCUCCAAGAGCACUGCUGCAGACGUUGUUACCCAAAUCGGCGACGGCCAGAUUCAGGCCACCAGCAAGUCAUCUACCUCUACUGCUGCAGACGUUGUGUCUCAGAUCACUGAUGGCCAGAUCCAAGCUACCACCAGCACCGAGGCAUCUUCCACCACCAGCGGUGUGAUCUCCCAGAUUUCCGACGGUCAAAUCCAGGCAUCUUCUACCACCGCUUCGACGACCUCUUCCGAGGCCUCGUCCACUGCAACCGGUGACUACAUCGACGCCGUCUCCUGUAAGAAGGAGGGUGCUCUGGCCAUGACCUUGAAAGACGGCGUCCUGUAUGACUCUGAGGGAAGAAUUGGCUCUAUCGUCGCUAACAGACAAUUCCAGUUCGACGGUCCUCCACCACAAGCUGGCGCCAUCUAUGCUGACGGAUGGUCCAUCUCCCCAGAAGGCUACCUGGCCAUUGGUAACAACACCAUUUUCUACCAGUGUCUGUCGGGCACCUUCUACAACUUGUACGACGAGUCGAUUGGAGGCCAAUGUAAUGAAGUCCACCUGAAGGCGGUCGAGUUGGUCGACUGUUAG
Ogataea haglerorum is the source of this 999-nucleotide messenger RNA. RefSeq lists its product as uncharacterized. The transcript has a single exon. Gene Ontology annotation, biological process: fungal-type cell wall organization. Lineage: Eukaryota; Fungi; Ascomycota; Pichiomycetes; Pichiales; Pichiaceae. The coding region runs from base 1 to 999 and encodes 332 amino acids. Gene Ontology annotation, cellular component: fungal-type cell wall. Gene Ontology annotation, molecular function: structural constituent of cell wall. The record is from RefSeq and is a predicted model, not a curated record.